Rubroshorea leprosula is the source of this 1368-nucleotide messenger RNA. Lineage: Eukaryota; Viridiplantae; Streptophyta; Magnoliopsida; Malvales; Dipterocarpaceae. The record is from the annotation of a GenBank genome assembly.
AUCUGGGUAAUCUUUUUCAGGUUACCAUGUUGAAGAUACAGACUCCCAAGAAUGCCAGAGCUAAAAGGAAGCUGGAAAAACGAGCUCCCAAGUUCGUUGAAACUGGGAAGAAGACGCUGAUGCUUCAGGGUGCAAAGACGAGCAACACUCUGAAUGCUGUACUGACUGAAAUUUACCACCUGAAGAAAGGUGGAGCUGUGAGAUAUACACGCAAGAAUGAUAAUAUUAGGCCAUUUGAAAGUGGGGGUGAAACUUCGUUGGAGUUCUUUUCUCUCAAGACCGAUUGCAGCCUUUUUGUGUAUGGAUGUUUUAGUUUAUUUGAGCCUGUCAAAUUCUCCCGAAGUGCGUGAAACCAUUGUAAAUGUUUCUCAGAAUGAAGCGAGAUGAUAAAAAUGGACUGAUUAGAUAUCCUAUGGCGGUAUGGCCUCUGUUUGUGUGGUAUGGUUCACACUCAAAGAAGUAACCAGACAAUCUUGUUAUAGGGCGGACAUAUGAUCACCACAUUUAUGACUUGGUAGAGGUUGGAGUUGAAAACUUCAAAUCUAUGGAUUCAUUCACUUUUGACAAGAAACUAGCACCCCAGGUUGGGUCAAAGCCUUUCAUUUCUUUUAUUGGAGAGCGAUUUGAGAGUGUGGACCAGCUAAAACAUUUGAAGGAAGUUUUGCUUGAUCUGUUUCGGGGAGAGGUUGUGUAAAAUUUAAAUCUUGCUGGGAUCGACCGUGCUUAUGUGUGUACAGCAUUGUCACCAAAUAGAGUGCUCCUUACACAUUGUGCAUUGCGGCUCAAAAAGUCUGGCACAGUAGUACCAAGGAUGGAACUUGUGGAAGUUGGCCCUUCUAUGGAUUUGGUAGUUCGUCGCCAUUGCCUUCCAAAUGAAGGCUUGAGGAAAGAGGCUAUGAAAACAGCUAAAGAUCAGCCUAAGAAGAAGGUGAAAAAUGUUAGCAAGGAUGCCAUAGAAGGAAAGAUUAGAAAGAUCUACAUUCCUGAUCAGAAGAUUGGAGAAAUGGCUCUUCCUAACAAAGUGAAAGGAGUGAAGAGAGAACGUCGUGAGGAUCACUGUCUCACGCUUACUUCCUACUCUAUUUCGCUCUGCGCCAUCCUACUUGCGAAUGGUAAUUCAUUGGAGGUGGAGUAGGUAUUCGAGGCUGAUAUAUUCUUCUCAGUUGUUUCGUUUUCUCUUUUUCUCCUCCCUGUUUUCUACUAGAUAGGCCCUAUCAAUAUUGUUCUCUUUUUCUAGAUGAGCAUGCCGGAUUGUUAUUUUGCUUCAAAGGUAAAUUGUGAAGAGGCUGUAGUGGUAGUGAUUAAUGCAGGUUCAACUUUUGCCGUGUGACAUGCAAUUUUGGAAAGGAAGAAAUGGGUUAAGGCCCU